This is a messenger RNA of Talpa occidentalis (Iberian mole), 1887 nucleotides long. RefSeq names its product melanoma-associated antigen B18-like. The record is from RefSeq and is a predicted model, not a curated record. Gene Ontology annotation, cellular component: nucleus. NCBI's taxonomy places the organism in Eukaryota, Metazoa, Chordata, Mammalia, Eulipotyphla, Talpidae. The transcript has 3 exons. Gene Ontology annotation, biological process: negative regulation of transcription by RNA polymerase II. The coding region runs from base 276 to 1313 and encodes 345 amino acids.
UUAUUAGGUAUAAUGAAUCUGAUUUAUGUAUAAAAUACAGUGAUGGGAUCCAAAUUAAAAGUGAAAAAAAGGAAAAGACCAAACAACUUUUAGACCAACAACUAACUGGCAAAAAUGAAAAUAGGUGAUAAUAAUCUGCUAUCAAGGAGCACAGGAAUAUGAGCAUUCUAAUUCAAAUAGUAUCAUUUUGGAGGGCAAAUUGAUUAUAACCAUCAAAAAUUUAAACGGUGAUCUCUUCAUCAACCUAAUUACUUGCACUCCUGAAAAUUGUUAGCAUGCCACGAGGGCAGAAGAGUAAGCUCCGGGCCCGUGAGAAACGCCGCCAGGCCCGAGGGAUGACCCAGGAAAUGGAGGGUGUGCAGGCUCCUGAAGCGGAAGGAGAACACACCUCCUCGGCUUGUCCUUGCUCUGAGGCUAGAUGUCAGGGUUUGCCUGCCGCUGUGACACCCAGUGCCGCUAAGGAACGGCAGGGAACCCCAUCUGCGACCAAUACUGCUGCAGCCGAUGUUUCACCGGCCAAUUCGGAUGAAGGUGCCAAAAGCCAGGAAGAGGCCAACCCCAAAUCCUGCAGGGGCACUGAGGGCAUGCGCAGAGAUCCUCUCAACAAGAAGGUGGUUUUGUUGGUGCAGUUCCUGCUGCAGAAGUAUCAGAAGAAAGAGCCAAUUACGAAGGCAGACAUGCUGAAGUUUGUUAUCAAAAAGCACAAGAGUCAUUUCAAUGAGAUUCUCAAGAGAGCCUCUGAGCACAUGGAGCUGGCCUUUGGUGUCGACGUGAAGGAGGUGGAUCCCAUCAGGCACUGCUAUGCCCUCGUUAGCAAACUCGAUCUCACCACCGACGGAACCGUGUAUGAUGACGGCUACAUGCCGAAGACCGGCCUCCUGAUGAUCGUGCUGGGUGUGAUCUUCAUGAAAGGCAACUGUGCCACAGAGGAGGAAGUCUGGGAAGUGCUCAACAUGAUGGGGGUGUAUUCUGACAGGAAGCACUUCAUCUAUGGGGACCCCAAGAAGGUCAUCACUCACGAUUUGGUGCAGCUCAAGUACCUGGAGUACCGCCAGGUGGCCUACAGUGAUCCCCCCCGCUUUGAGUUCCUGUGGGGUACACGAGCCCAUGUGGAAACCAGCAAAAUGAAGGUCCUUGAGUUCUUAGCCAAGGUCCACGAUACCGUCCCCAGUGCCUUCCCAGCCUGGUAUGAAGAGGCUUUGCGAGAUGAGGACGAGCGUGCCCGCGCCAGAGCUGCCGCCAGAGCUCGUACCGCUGCCAUAGCCAGUGCGCGAACCAGGACCCUGACCGGCAGUUCCUCCCACGCCAAGUAAAGCCUGAAGCUGAUUCUUCCCUUUGGGGAUGAAAAGGUUUUAUUUCAAGUGUUGAAGUCUGAGGCAGAUUGUUUUUUUUGUGGACGAAAUGGGCAUUCGACAUUCUAGAUAGUGGCUGGCCUAGGUGGGCCUGGAGAGGACACGUUGUUCUCUGUGUUCCUGUUCAAUAUGGUAAAGACUUUUAGCUCUCCUUUUUCUUUCUUUUUAUUAACUUUUAGAUAUUGUGUCUUUAACAGAAGGUUUAACUGAAUUUAGAAUCCUAAUUUAUUAAUGCUUUAGUUUCAUAUCUACUACAACUCGAUAGGUUCCGACUAGUUUUAUUAUUUCAUAAAGCAAAUUGAGAAACCUUUCCUAUUUCUUAAAGCUCAAAAACAAAACACAGCACUCUAAUAGGCAUUUCCUUCAAAAUGUGAAUAAAGUUAAUAAUAAAAUUUUGAGAUCAAAAAACAGGAGAAACAUAAAAUGUUCAACUGUUGGUUUCCCUUAGUCAUUUCACUCUGUAGUUCUGUAAAAAUAAAAGAUACAUACCUGGAUUUGCUUGGCUUAUUAAAGAAUGUAGGAUAAAUAAAAUGUU